AAUGGCUGUGUUUUGUUGUAGGAAGGUGUUGUCUGGUUAGUUAGUGUCUGAUCUGUUUCUGCUUGGUGUUAAAGUACAGAGAGAGGGAGAGGCUGUGUGUGUCAGAAGGAGGAGUCCGAUGUAAGAUGAGGCUAUAGAUGAAGUGGUUGGACAUUGAUCAGGGUUUAUAGAGUGGGUGGAAAAUGCAACAGGAGUUUUGUUGUCUUCUUGGAUGUCUCUACAGUCCUACAGCCUUCUGACUGGAAGACGUUGCAUAGAAAGUGCCUGAAGACCAAGACUCUGCUGCAGACUCCCAAAACCUCCUCACGUCCUCUCUGCCAAAUCUAGGAUCAUGUCGGGCACCUAUGACGAGUCGGCCAGCCAGGAGGAUGGCACAGACAGCUUCUGGGAGGUGGGAAACUAUAAGCGUGCUGUGAAGCGGAUUGAUGAUGGCCACCGGCUCUGCAAUGACCUGAUGAACUGUAUACAAGAGCGAGCCAAAAUCGAGAAGGCCUACAGCCAGCAGCUGACCGACUGGUCUAAGAGAUGGAGACAACUGGUGGAUAAAGGGCCCCAGUACGGCAGUGUGGAGAGGGCCUGGGUGGCAAUGAUGACCGAGGCUGAGAAGGUGAGUGAGCUGCACCAGGAUGUGAAGAACGGACUGCUCAACAAUGACUUUGAGAAGGUGAAGAACUGGCAGAAGGACUCCUACCACAAACAGAUGAUGGGAGGCUUCAAGGAAACCAAGGAGGCAGAGGAGGGCUUCAAGAAAGCCCAGAAACCAUGGGCCAAGAAGCUCAAGGAGCUUGAGACUGCCAAGAAGACGUACCACCUGGCGUGUAAGGAGGAGAAGGUGGCGUCCAGCAGAGAGGCCAACAGCAAGGCAGACACCUCAGUCACAGCCGACCAGCAGAAGAAGCUCCUAGACAAGGUGGACAAGUGCAAGCAGGACUCUCAGAAGGCUAAGGAGAAGUAUGAGAAGACUCUGGAUGAGCUGAGGAAGUGUACACCCCAGUACAUGGAGAACAUGGAGACAGUGUUUGACACGUGUCAGCAGUUUGAGGAGAAGAGACUGAGCUUCCUCAGGGAGGUGCUGCUGGACAUCAAACGACACCUCAACCUCACCGAGAACCAAAGUUACGCCACAGUGUACAGAGACCUGGACCACACCAUCACCUCUGCCAGUGCACAAGAUGACCUGAAGUGGUUCAGCAACAACCACGGCCCUGGUAUGCAUAUGAACUGGCCCCAGUUUGAGGAGUACAAUCCAGAGCUCACUCACAUGAUCAGCAAACGAGAGAAGUCGAAGAAAGGGGCAGACGGUAUAAUGCUGACGAGCGUGACAGCAGCACCCAACCAUGUAGCAGCACCCAACCAUGUGGCAGCACCCAACCAUGUAGCAGCACCCAACCAUGUAGCAGCACCCAACCAUGUAGCAGCACCCAACCAUGUGGCAGCACCCAACCAUGUGGCAGCACCCAACCAUGUGGCAGCACCCAACCAUGUGGCAGCACCCAACCAUGUGGCAGCACCCAACCAUGUGGCAGCACCCAACCAUGUGGCAGCACCCAACCAUGUGGCAGCACCGGCUGGAGACAGGGGCAGUGUGAGCAGCUCUGAUAAGAACCAGGCCUCCCAGGACCAGUCGGCAGAGUGGUCAGACGAUGAGCAGGCCGCGCCAAACUCAGGCUCAGACACCAAUGGGGGUGGAGCCAACCCCUUUGAGGACGAGUCAGCGAAGGGCGUACGGGUGAGGGCGCUGUACGACUACGACGGGCAGGAACAGGAUGAACUCACCUUUAAAGCAGGAGACGAGCUAACUAAACUAGAAGACGAGGAUGAGCAGGGCUGGUGUAAAGGCCUGUUGGACAGUGGCAAGUUGGGUUUAUAUCCUGCUAAUUACGUAGAGCCCAUCUAGUUGGGUUUAUAUCCUGCUAAUUACGUAGAGCCCAUUUUGUUGGGCUUAUAUCCUGUUAAUUACGUAGAGCCCAUCUAGUUGCUUGGGUCACCCAGACUGAACUAUCCAAUCAUACUGCACAUUGCCAGAGACUUCAAUGCAACGCUUCCCUGUUCCCCCUCUCUGCCUGACCAACCAACACACUGACUGAGCAGUCUUUUUUAAACACUCCCCUAGGACCCACAUCAGAGAAACACAGCACCAACAUAACCAACACAUAUCAGCUACAACACUGGGAUUGUUAUCACAGUCAAACCAUGGCAGUAUGUGUGUACCAACAACACCACAACUCCUACGAGCGCAGGAAAAAUAUUCUGCCGUGUUCUAUUCAAAUGUGCUGUGGUUGUGAUGAAAUUUACCUGGCAGUAUGGAAGUAUGUUCCCUCGUAACACUAGUGAUAUGGUAUAGUCAAUGGUGCCUGCAUAGCCAGAAUAAGCUAUGCACUGUGCAUUGUAAAUAUUAGCAGAUUUUUUUUGCAACCUGGAUGCUAUGCGAAACUGUACAGUCCUGUUUUUUUUGUUUUUUUUGCAUCUGUCAUUCCAUGUAAGGCUUUAAAUAUGCUGUACAGUACAACAGAUUCUCACUGUUUUUCUAUCUUUUCUAUGUGAGUUGCUCCUGUGUUGAGUGUUAUGCAGUGUUUGGUGUUUUCCCCCUGAAGUCCCCCUGAGCAGCAGCAGCAGCAUGUCCUACUGGAUCACAAUAAUGACAUUUAGCUGAUCCUUGACAAAUCACUGUCGAGCGGAGCAGAGCAGUACUACACUGUCGAGCGGAGCAGAGCAGUACUACACUGUUGAGCGGAGCAGAGCAGUACUACACUGUUGAGCGGAGCAGAGCAGUACUACACUGUUGAGUGGAGCAGAGCAGUACUACACUGUCGAGCGGAGCAGAGCAGUACUACACUGUUGAGCGGAGCAGAGCAGUACUACACUGUUGAGUGGAGCAGAGCAGUACUACACUGUCGAGCGGAGCAGAGCAGUACUACACUGUUGAGCGGAGCAGAGCAGUACUACACUGUUGAGUGGAGCAGAGCAGUACUACACUGUUGAGCGGAGCAGAGCAGUACUACACUGUUGAGCGGAGCAGAGCAGUACUACACUGUCGAGCGGAGCAGAGCAGUACUACACUGUUGAGUGGAGCAGAGCAGUACUACACUGUUGAGUGGAGCAGAGCAGUACUACACUGUUGAGCGGAGCAGAGCAGUACUACACUGUUGAGUGGAGCAGAGCAGUACUACACUGUUGAGCGGAGCAGAGCAGUACUACACUGUCGAGCGGAGCAGAGCAGUACUACACUGUUGAGUGGAGCAGAGCAGUACUACACUGUUGAGCGGAGCAGAGCAGUACUACACUGUUGAGCGGAGCAGAGCAGUACUACACUGUUGAGUGGAGCAGAGCAGUACUACACUGUUGAGCGGAGCAGAGCAGUACUACACUGUUGAGUGGAGCAGAGCAGUACUACACUGUUGAGUGGAGCAGAGCAGUACUACACUGUUGAGCCUUGUUCAGUGUAACGGUAUACAACAGUGUUUCUCUACACUGGUAAGCUUGGAUGCCUGUUUAUGUUGAGAACCUGCUCUCAAGAUCAGAUGAAAUCAGUGUCUGUGACGCACUCAGGCGUAGUGGGUGCGGAGUCAGGCGCAGAAGGCAGAAGGUACAGAAUAGUGCUUUUAUUUAGGCACAGUGAAAAUCGUAUGCGCCAAAUACCGGGCGCACAUCCACGAUUGGCCCAAAAACAGGACCUAACUAGUCCAGAGAAAAACCCAAAACGAAACGCACUACCACACAUAAACACAGUGGAAAAAUAAGCCCGCACAAAGAGCAGGCGGUCCUUACCGGCUUAAAUAGCCCAACUACAAACCUAAACAAGAAACAGGUGAAACCAAUAAGACAAAACCAACAGAAAAGGGAAAAGGGAACGGCGGCAGCUAGUAGACCGGUGACGACAACCGCCGAGCGCCGCCCGAACAGGAAGAGGAGCCACCUUCGGUAGGAGUCGUGACAGUCAGAUAACCACCUGAUGGACCACUCAGCAAUGUCCCAGGGACCGGUUCCCGUCGGACCAUGGAUCCUGGGAAUGACUGGUAUAGAAUACAUACCUUCCCCAAGGCAGCAUUGAGUGUACUUCUAGUACCUCUGACCAUGUCCCUCAUGUGCCUGUAAUUUCCUGUGUAAUUUCUUGACCCCACUGAUUUCUGGACUCAUCACUUCUAGUACCUCUGACCAUGUGUUGGGUUUAGGUGUGAGAGCAUGUGAACAACACCCCCUUCCUUUUUUCUGGUUACAUGUUUACAGCAGUGGCUUUUUAGAAGGGUCAGGGUUCAAACAUUAAUUAGCCUACGUGUGCCUCCACAAAGGUUUAGCACAAAUACAAAAAUGAUCCAACACCACCCUACUCCAUCAAUGGUGAAACGGGAAUAGGCUUGUCAUCAGAAAGGGACUGUCCCUGACCAAAUUAAAGGAGCCAAAGAAAUGUGGGAAUAUGAGCUAAUUCUGGGAAUUUGCUGUAUGGAUGAUCACAUUUACAGUAACAAUCCAACGAGAGCCCCACUUCCCCAUGGGAGAUACUAGAUCCUGUCUCCUCUGGCUCAACACUGUAACCAUAACUGCUUUUGUUGCCAUGGCUUCAGUUUAUUAUACGACUUCUAUGUCCUGUCUUUUUUCUGAAUGAAAAUGAUGUCACGUUUACUGUG
Molecule: messenger RNA, 4625 nt
Organism: Oncorhynchus masou masou (cherry salmon)
Lineage: Eukaryota; Metazoa; Chordata; Actinopteri; Salmoniformes; Salmonidae
Product: protein kinase C and casein kinase substrate in neurons protein 1-like
Exons: 10
Coding region: 332-1897 (521 amino acids)
Biological process (GO): neuron development; cytoskeleton organization; actin filament organization
Cellular component (GO): endosome; cytoplasm; plasma membrane
Molecular function (GO): phospholipid binding; protein binding
Source: RefSeq, a predicted model, not a curated record